AUGACCUUCUUCUUCUUCUUUGCCUCUGUUCUUGCUGUCGGACUUUCUCUAUUGCAGACUGUAGGUGCGCAGACCUACAAUGAACUCUACCGACCUCGUUAUCAUUUUACCCCAGCCAAGAACUGGAUGAAUGAUCCAAAUGGUCUUCUAUAUCAUAAUGGUACUUAUCAUCUGUACUACCAAUACAACCCUGGAGGAGACACCUGGGGAGCCAUGUCAUGGGGCCAUGCUACGAGCGAUGACCUGACCCACUGGAAGCACCAACCUGUUGCCCUGCUUGCGCGCGGAUACCCAGAUAAUAUCUCCGAGAUGUUCUUCUCUGGGUCCGUUGUUGCUGAUGCCGAUAAUACGAGCGGGCUCGGUACAAACGGAAUUGUUCCUUUUGUGGCAAUAUAUACCUCCUAUUAUCCCGGGUCCCGCAGUCUACCCAGCGGCAAGUCAGUCAACGGUGGACAGCAAGCUCAAUCGAUCGCCUACAGUCUAGACGAGGGUCUCACAUGGACGACCUACGAUGCGGCUAAUCCCGUCAUUCUUAACCCGCCAGCGCCUUACACAGAUCAGUGGCGUGACUUUCGGGACCCAUUUGUAUUCUGGCACCAGCCAACCCAGAAAUGGGUCUCGGUCAUCUCGUUGGCCCAGCUCCACAAGUUACUCAUCUAUACCUCACCCAACCUCAAGGAGUGGACGUACACCAGUGAGUUCGGCCCAAUGAACGCAGUCGCGGGUGUCUGGGAGUGUCCCAGCAUCUUCCCGCUUGCCCUUGAUGGGAGCGAGGCCAAGACCAAAUGGGUCGUACAGAUUGGACUCAACCCCGGAGGACCACCUGGAGUUGUCGGCUCAGGAACGCAAUACAUAAUCGGCAGUUUCAAUGGCACGGCAUUCGUUGCCGACCCCGACACUCCGUCUCCGUCUACAACCUCCACCUCCGUGUUGACGCCCACUACAACGAGUACCCAAACAUCCUCUACCUGCGCCUGCCCAGGAGGAACUGCAGUGCCAGGGAAUGCCACAUUCCAAGAUUUUGAAGGUUCUGGAGAUUUUGCGUCUCUCGGCUGGGUUGCCACAGGGGGAUUAGUCGGGGCAGCACCGGCUCGGGGAACUCUUUCCGGACAGCAAACCGUCUCCGGAUAUGCUGGCGCUCGCCUUGUCAAUACCUUCUUGAACGGUGACUCAACGACCGGUACCCUCACCUCACCGCCCUUCACAAUCACUCGGCCACUUAUCAACUUCCUCAUUGGCGGCGGUAACGCACCUGGAGCCGAAUGCAUCAACUUGAAGAUCGCGGGGCAAAGCCAAGCCGUGCGCACUGCCACUGGCCGCGAUGAGGAAAGGCUCCUGCUACAAACUUGGAAUGUUACCGAGUAUAUCGGACAAACUGCCAUUACCUUCACUGGGGAUGCCACCCCUCCCGCGUCCAUCAACGAUGCCGUGUUUAAUUUCAAUGGGACCGGUACUUUUGCAAGUCGUGGGUGGACCGCCACUGGAGAUCUUGUCGGGAAGAGCCCGUCCCAGGGUACGCUGCCGGGACAGCAGGUGGUGUCUGGGUAUCGCGGAAACUUCGUCAACACGUUCUACGAUGGCGAUGCGACGACUGGAACUCUGGUCUCGCCCGCGUUUACGAUUACGAAAGAGAGGAUCAACUUCCUCAUUGGUGGUGGGAAUGCUCCCGGUGUGCAAUGCAUCAACCUCAGGGUCGACGGCCAGGUCGUCCGCACCGCCACGGGCAGUGAUAGCGAGCAGCUCCUGCCAACGAGCUGGGACGUCAGGGACCUGAUUGGCAAGAGUGCGGUUAUUGAAAUUGCAGAUCUCAGCACGACCGGCUGGGGCAUAUUCUGGUGGAUGAAAUCUCCUUCUCGGAUGUCGCCAUUCAAUGGGCUUGCGUCUGCAGACCGCACCAACAUUGCCUGGAUGAAUAACUGGCAGUACGCGGCCAGCAUCCCUACCUCUCCAUGGCGCAGCAUGUUGUCGAUCCCUCGGAAGCUGUCACUCAAGACCAUCAACGGAUGGCCAACGCUCAUCCAGCAACCCGCUGCCAACUGGGCCAGUCUACAAACAGGGACGUAUUCCGAUGCCCUAACCACCGUAUCUCAAGGAACUCAAUCCAUUCCGCUUUCUGGGAAAUCCCUGGACAUCACCGUGGCAUUCUCCCACCGGAGCUCGGCGUCUCCAGCUCAGUUUGGCGUCCUCCUCAGAGCGACCUCUGACCUGACGCAGCAGACCCGGAUUGGGUACGAGUUCAGUACGAAAAGAAUGUUUGUCGAUCGAACCAAGUCGGGAAAUGUCGGCUUUGACGGGACAUUCUCCAAAACGUACUACGCGCCUCUAGAACCCGGCAGUGACGGCAAGGUCACUCUGCGCAUCCUUCUUGAUUCCUCUUCGGUUGAAGUCUUUGGUGGCCAAGGCGAGGUCACGUUGUCGGCGCAGAUCUUCCCCCAAGAUACGGGCGCCGAUGUCCGGUUGUUCUCAACCGAGGGAAGUACAAGUGGGAUCACGAUUGAUGCAAAGAUUCUGGGGUCCGCGUUUGAUCCGCUCACCACCAGCAGCACGACCAGCACGGCACUGAGUACGACACUCAGUACGAGGGGAGUUAAUACAACUACCACAAGCACAAGCACAAGCACAAGCACCGCCACUCAGCCUUCCGCUACAGUUCCUGUCGACUUCCGCCCUGUUUUCCACUUUGUGCCAGAGCAGAAUUGGAUGAAUGAGCCCAACGGUCUGAUAAAGAUCGGGUCCACGUGGCACUUAUUCUUUCAACAUAAUCCCACCGGGAACUUCUGGGGCAACCUCAGUUGGGGUCAUGCGACCAGUACAGAUCUGGUCUCCUGGAGUCACAAACCAGUUGCUAUCUCCAGUGCGGAUGGAAUCCAGGCAUUCACUGGGACCGCGUACUUCGACCCGCAGAACCUUUCGGGACUGGGAUCCGCCUCGAACCCUCCGUAUCUCGCCUUCUAUACUGGCUACUUUCCCUCGACUGAAGUGCAGGACCAGCGGCUUGCAUACAGUCUUGACCUGGGCGCCACAUGGAUCAAAUUCCCAGGAAAUCCAAUUAUCUCAAAAACGCAGGAAGAACCGCAUGAUAGCACCAAGGGUCUGGAGAUCCGGGACCCCAAAGUCUUUUACCAUACUCCAUCAGGCAGAUGGGUGAUGAUCCUCGCACACGGCGGCCAGAAUAAGCUCACAUUCUGGACAUCAAGUGAUGCCAAAGCCUGGACCUGGAGAAGUGACUUCACUACCAGUAACAUUCCUAACCUACCCAGCGGAAUCAACGGGUGGGAGGUGCCGGACUUUUUCGAACUCCCAAUCAAAGGCACAACGCAGCAGAAAUGGGUUCUGAUCAUUACCCCUGCCACUGGAUCCCCCGCCGGCGGCAAUGGCGUCUUCGCAGUCACAGGCUCCUUCGACGGAGCGGUAUUCACCGCAGACCCUGUUGACCCCAGCGCAUUCUGGCUCGACUACGGGCGCGACUUUGACGGGGCGCUCACGUGGGAAAACGUCCCUGCAUCCACGGAUGGCCGGAGGAUCCUCGCCUCCGUGAUGAACAGUUACGGCGGAAACCCUCCAACAAACACCUGGAAGGGAAUGCUGUCGUUCCCUCGCACACUAGAGCUUCAGCAGCUGAGCAGUGGCAAGCUGCGGUUCGUGCAACAGCCCGUAGAUGAAAUCGACGCGUACGCGUGGCCCGUUGCAAAUCUCACGAAUGCAACCAUCACCCCUGGACAGACAUUGCUUUCCGACAUCCACUCCCGGACGCUCGAUAUCAAAAUGGCUUUCGUACCUUCCCCCGGUUCCACGCUUUCUCUCGCUGUCCGCAAGGCAGGCUCUCAGCAGACACUUAUCAGGUACGUGCAGAGCUCUCAACAGCUUUCCGUCGAUCGCAAUGCGAGUGGGGAUAUCUCGUACGAUUCCGCAGCUGGCGGCGUCCACACUGCUACUGUGCAGCCUGGUGCGAAUGGCGAGGUCCACUUGCGUGUCUUGGUUGAUGUGUGCUCUCUUGAGGUCUUUGGCGGGCUAGGCGAGGUGGUAAUCUCGAACUUGAUCUUCCCUGACGUGUCUGCUGACGGUGUGUCUCUGCAGGUUUCUGGGGCAAUGUUGUUUUGCGGUCGGUGGAGGUGCGCAAGGUCCUUCUUUGAGCUGGCGAGUUAUAAGAUGAGAUGA
This is a messenger RNA of Aspergillus novofumigatus IBT 16806, 4158 nucleotides long. Its product is annotated as glycosyl hydrolase family protein. Lineage: Eukaryota; Fungi; Ascomycota; Eurotiomycetes; Eurotiales; Aspergillaceae. Bases 1 to 4158 code for a protein of 1385 amino acids. Gene Ontology annotation, molecular function: sucrose alpha-glucosidase activity. The transcript has 4 exons. The record is from RefSeq and is a predicted model, not a curated record. Gene Ontology annotation, biological process: sucrose catabolic process.